Penicillium malachiteum is the source of this 228-nucleotide messenger RNA. RefSeq lists its product as uncharacterized. Lineage: Eukaryota; Fungi; Ascomycota; Eurotiomycetes; Eurotiales; Aspergillaceae. The coding region runs from base 1 to 228 and encodes 75 amino acids. The transcript has a single exon. The record is from RefSeq and is a predicted model, not a curated record.
AUGCCACCUCCAUUAUCCCCGCAAGCUGUUCAAGCGGACACCACGCCGAUUACACACGUUCGUGUUGUGGUACACACUCUUGGUGCAGCCGGUCCUAACACCAGUGACAAUCAUUGGUCAAUCUACUUGAUUCAUCCCGAUGGUGUCUCGUCAACUCGCAUCAACAUAAGGGCUGAGUUUAGAGACCCAACAGGUAUUUUCGAGUGGACCAAACUUGGCUACACGUAA